This is a messenger RNA of Helianthus annuus (common sunflower), 4792 nucleotides long. RefSeq names its product ABC transporter C family member 8. The record is from RefSeq and is a predicted model, not a curated record. Gene Ontology annotation, cellular component: plant-type vacuole; vacuolar membrane. Bases 113 to 4519 code for a protein of 1468 amino acids. Gene Ontology annotation, molecular function: ATP binding; ABC-type transporter activity; ATP hydrolysis activity. Gene Ontology annotation, biological process: transmembrane transport. NCBI's taxonomy places the organism in Eukaryota, Viridiplantae, Streptophyta, Magnoliopsida, Asterales, Asteraceae. The transcript has 13 exons.
CAUAUAUGCGGGCUCUACAAACCCGGACCAGAUGGUGAUCUUUGUAUGUGCACAUCUAAUCUAUACUAUACUACACGUUCUACACACAUUAAAUAGCACACACUGACCAACAAUGCCUAUCAUCGUUUCAAUUUCAACAACAAUGGCUUCUAUGUGGACUUCACUCGGAAAAUGCAUUUGUGAGGAUUCGUGUGAUUUGAUUUCGCCUCACGGUCAGAGAAUUAUCUUAGAUUUGUUGAAUUUACUGUUUGUGGUUGUGUUUUAUUCAGUUUUGUUAGUAGUUUACCUAAAUAAGUAUAGAGUAAGUGAGAAUCGGUUUAGGAGAAGCGACUGGAUAUCGUUAUCGGUUGCGGUAUGCUGUUUUGUAACCGCUGGUGCGUAUGUUGGAGAUUGUUUAUGGGAGGUGGUAGGUAGAAGUAGGAACUUUAGUUGUUUCGAUUGGGGGAGGGGCGUUGGGAGAGGAGUUAUAUGGAUGACUUUGACUGUUUCGUUGGUCGUAGAAAGGUCAAAGUUUGUUAAAGUAUUAGUUUCUGUUUGGUGGAUGUUACUGUUUGUGAGUAUGUCGAUUAUAGAAAUCGAGAAUUUAGUAGAGAAACAUAGAAUUAUGCUCUUGGAGUUCGUCGAAUGGGUUGUCGGUUUCUUACUUUUCGUUUGUGCUUUGAGAAAUGGCAAAGAAUUUGUCACUCAACGGGCACGGGAGCACUUAUUAGAUCCUCUAUUGGAGAAUGGAACUAAGGAAGAGGAUAGAAAGUUUAGAAACGAAGUAGACGAGCCUUCUUUUCUCAGCAAAUUGGUGUUUUCGUGGGUAAACCCGUUAAUUUCGUUAGGUUAUAGAAAGCCGCUAGUUCUUGAAGACAUUCCGCCUUUAGCACCUAAAGACCAAGCUCUCGUUGCAUAUGAGCAAUUUAAAACAGCGUGGGACUCACUUCAACGGGAGAAAACGUCAAACCAUGUUAACCUAGUUGGCAGGGCGUUAAAAAGAGUUUAUUACAAAGAAAUGGUACUCAUAGGAAUUUACGCCUUGAUCAGGACUAUCGCAGUCAUAUUUGGUCCUUUGUUGCUCUACGCGUUUGUCAACUAUUCGAAUCGUGAGGUAGAAAAUUUACGGUAUGGAGUACUAUUGGUGGGGUGUUUGAUUGUAGUCAAGGUGCUUGAAUCAUUGUCUCAGAGACAUUUUUUCUUUGAUGCAAAAAGAUUAGGCAUGAGGAUGCGAUCGGCUUUAAUGGUGGCGGUAUAUGAUAAACAACUCAAACUUUCUAGUUUCGGGAGGAAACGGCAUUCGACAGGAGAGGUUGUAAAUUACAUAGCGGUUGAUGCAUACAGAAUGGGUGAAUUCCCGUUGUGGGUUCAUGUGGGUUGGACUUCUUUCGUUCAGUUAUUUCUAGCCAUUGGUGUUCUUUUCUCGGUUGUAGGAGUCGGUGUUCUCCCCGGGUUAGUCCCGCUUUUCUUGUGCGGGAUUUUAAACGUACCGUUUGCAAUUUCACUUCAGAAAUGUCAGUUACAGUUUAUGAUCGCACAAGAUAAGAGGCUUAGGUCCACGUCUGAGAUCCUAAACAAUAUGAAGAUCAUCAAGUUACAAUCAUGGGAAGAGAGAUUCAAGAAUUUAAUCAAUUCUUGUAGAGAAAAUGAAUUCAAAUGGUUAAGUGAGUCUCAGUAUCAAAAGGCUUACGGGUCGGUUUUGUAUUGGAUGUCACCAACCAUCGUUUCUUCAGCUGUACUCUUUGGGUGUGCGUAUUUCAAUAGCGAUUCUUUAAAUGCCGCCACAAUUUUCACGAUUUUGGCUACUUUAAGAACGAUGUCUGAGCCGGUCAAAUACUUUCCUCAGGCUCUCUCAAUGUUGAUCCAAACUAAAGUGUCGUUUGAUAGGAUUAAUUCAUUUCUGGUUGAGAAUGAACUAGAAACUGAAGGAGUGAUUAAAGAUCAAGAGAAAAGAAAUUCGAGCGUAUGUGUCAGAAUACAACAUGGCAAUUUCAGUUGGGAUCCAGAAUCUUCUUGUCCAACACUUAGAGAUAUAAAUAUAGAGGUUGCUAGAGGACAGAAAGUCGUCAUUUGUGGGCCCGUUGGUGCUGGAAAAUCGUCACUAUUGUACGCUAUACUCCGAGAAAUAACCAGAAAUUCAGGAACUGUGGAUGUUUUCGGAUCAAUUGCUUACGUUAGUCAAGCUUCCUGGAUUCAAAGUGGGACAAUACGCGAUAACGUACUCUAUGGGAAAUCAAUGGACAAAAUCAGAUAUAAAAACGCCAUUGAAUCUUGUGCGUUGGAUAAGGAUGUCAACGAUUUUGACCAUGGUGAUCUAACGGAAAUAGGUCAAAGGGGACUUAAUAUGAGCGGUGGUCAAAAGCAGAGGAUUCAGCUCGCCAGAGCGGUCUACGAUGAUGCUGACAUAUAUCUUCUUGAUGACCCCUUUAGUGCUGUAGAUGCGCAUACAGCAGCAACUCUUUUUAAUGAUUGUGUUAUGACCUGUUUAAGGGAGAAAACAGUCAUUCUUGUUACUCAUCAAGUGGAGUUUCUCUCAGCGGUUGACCACAUUCUGGUUAUGGAAGAUGGUCGAAUUACUCAAUCGGGAAUGUACAAGGAUCUCAUAAUGGCAGGCACAGCUUUUGAGCAGCUUGUGAACGCUCACAAAAAUGUUAUAACUGAAUUGGAGUCUUCAUCUCAUGAAAACAAAAGUGGUCACAUAAAAGAUACAAAUAGUUUAAAGCAUAGAAAUGAAAUUAACGAGGAGAUAUCAAAGAAAUCUGUUCAGUUAACCGAGCAAGAAGAGAAACCGAUCGGUGAUGUCGGGUGGAAGCCUUUUUUGGAUUAUAUCGUUAUCUCAGAGGGUCGUGUUUUCUUUUUGUCAAGUCUGCUAACCCAACUCGGUUUUUCCGCUCUUCAGGCUGCAGCCAGUUAUUGGCUAGCAUUUGCAGUUAAAGUUCCGAAAUUCACCAGUGUCAUUUUAAUCGGUGUUUAUGCAUUGAUUUCGGUCACGAGUUCUUUUUUUGUUCUUUUACGAUCUUUGUCGACUACCCUUUUGGGAUUAAAAGCCUCUAAAGCCUUCUUUUCAAAUUUCACCGAUUCGAUUUUCAGUGCACCCAUGUUGUUUUUUGACUCUACGCCAAUUGGACGAAUUCUAACACGAGCUUCGACAGAUUUGAAUGUAUUGGAUUUUGACAUACCCUUCUCAUUUGCUUUUGUGGUGACUUCUGGUAUCGAGUUGCUCACGAUAAUCACUGUUAUGGCAUCAGUAACAUGGCAAGUCCUCAUUGUAGGAAUUUUUGCUCUAGUAGCUACUAAAUAUUUCCAGGGGUUAUAUCAACCAUCUGCAAGGGAACUUAUCAGAAUCAACGGAACAACAAAAGCACCUGUGGUAAAUUACGCAUCCGAAACAUCACUUGGUGUAGCUACAAUACGCGCGUUUAAGAAAGAGGAUCAUUUUUUUGAAAAUUACUUAAAGUUAGUCGACAUUGAUGCGCGUGCGUUCAUUUUCACAAACGCAACACUGGAGUGGUUGGUUUUGCGAGCAGAAGCACUUCAAAGCCUGACACUAUUUACCGCUGCUAUUUUUCUAGUUUUACUUCCAAAGGCUUAUAUACCUCCAGGGUUAGUUGGGCUUUCACUUUCGUAUGCACUGGCACUGACAAAUGCGCAUGUGUUCUUGACAAGAUGGUAUUGUAGUCUCUCGAAUUACAUUAUAUCAGUAGAACGGAUCAAACAAUAUAUGCACAUUCCACCCGAGCCUGCAGCAGUUGUGGAGGGAAAUAGACCGCCAUCUUCUUGGCCGUUAAAGGGUAGAAUUGAGCUCCAUGAAGUUAAGAUUAGGUACCGUCCCAAUGCUCCACUAGUUCUCAAAGGAAUUACUUGCACAUUCAAAGAAGGGACCCGCAUCGGCAUUGUUGGACGGACAGGGAGCGGAAAAACAACAUUAAUAACUGCACUUUUCCGUCUGGUAGAACCCGAUAGUGGAACAAUUCAUAUAGACGGUUUGGACAUUUGCUCUAUAGGACUAAAAGACCUCAGAAUGAAACUAAGUAUCAUCCCUCAAGAACCAACGCUUUUCAAGGGUAGUAUAAGAACAAACUUGGACCCAUUAGAACUUCACUCUGAUGAUGAAAUAUGGAAGACAUUGGAGAAAUGCCAGCUUAGGAAUACCGUUAGCAGUCUCCCAAACGGUUUAGGUUCUUCAGUGAGUGAUGAAGGGGAAAAUUGGAGUAUGGGUCAACGCCAGCUGUUCUGUCUUGGAAGAGUGUUGCUGAGGAGAAACAGGAUUCUAGUUCUUGAUGAAGCAACUGCAUCCAUUGAUUCCGACACUGAUGCCAUUGUACAGAGGAUUAUACGGCAAGAAUUUUCAAGCUGCACAGUCGUUACCGUGGCCCACAGAAUUCCAACUGUAAUAGACAGUGACAUGGUCAUGGUUCUAUCUUCUGGUGAGAUGAUGGAAUAUGAUGAACCCUCAAAGCUAAUGGAAUCGGAUUCCUAUUUCUCAAAGCUUGUUAACGAGUACUGGUCCAGUUGCAGGAGUAGCUCUGCUCCAAAAUGAAAACAUUUUUUACUCUUACCGGGACCUUCAUUUGACAUAAAUACUUGUGAAAGGCUGCUUGACGCUGCUUGACAUACAAACGGUCGUUUAAAAUUCGGGGCCCAUGAUUUGACGUAAACUACUCCACAAAGCCGUUUGAUUCAAGCUCAAAUGGCCGUUCGACAAGGGUGUGGGAUUAGAAAGCAAGGGGCGUGGGUAUAGUCGACCUAAUGAACUAGACAACUAGUAGCUGUAUCGCUGUGAGAAUAAACUGGGGCUUUCAUGAUUUUGAUU